AGUAGCAGUAGCAGUAGCAGAUGAACACAGUAGUUAUGAUGAUCUGUUUUCCUUUGAAACUGCUGCUAUUUGCUGUAGUAGCAGGAGUUAGCUCUCAGUCCUACCCUAGAUUGGAGCUCAAAGGAAAAGGAAAUGUUCUGAGUGUUGCAGCAAUGGACAAGGUGACUGGUAUGAUGAGAUGGGGAGACAAGUCCAGCAGGGACCAGAUGGAGAGGGUGACCUGUAUGUCACUAGAGGAGAUGGAGUGGUCUAUCUCAAUCGCAGAAGAGGAGGACGUUCAGGAAUGUGGAGAUGUGAUAUACCUGAUAGUAAUGGUGUACAGCAGAGUAUCUAUGUCUACUUUGGGACACCAACUGCAGGUGAAUUGACAUCAGCAGUCAUGUACUUCACUCUGGACUCAGAGGCAAAUGAGGAUCCUCCUGAGUUCACUCUCACAUGUCAGAGUGAGGGAGGACCAGUCACAGAGGUGGUGUGGUGGAGGACUGCAGAAGGAAACACAGUGACAGUAGAGGAAGACAGUAACCACACCACCACUCAGAUCAUAGUGGACACAUCAAGUGACACUGUCUAUAAUAACACUCUGAGAGUCAGGGGAAGAGAGACAACAGUAACAUAUAACUGUACUGUGAGCAGUAAAAGGCAUGAGUAUGUCCAAAGUGACAUGCGUGCAUCAGCAAUGAGAAUCAUUCGAGCUGCCAUGGAACCUACAAGGGUCAAUGCUACCUACACCAAUACCACCAGUAUCUCACUAGAGUGGACAUUUGCCAGGGUACCCCUCUAUGACUAUGGCUAUGUGAUCUACUAUGAGUCUGGAGGAGAGAGUCACAGUGUAUCCUUCACUGUCAGUGGGAGAUCCAGAGACAAUAGUCAUCUACUGACUGGUCUUCCAGUUGGAGGGAUCCGCACUAUCUCUCUAGUGGCUCUGUUAGACCUUCCCAGUCGUGUGGUUGGACCUGUUGCUCCUGUAUCAGCAGAGCAUCCAGAAGUG
Molecule: messenger RNA, 988 nt
Organism: Geodia barretti
Lineage: Eukaryota; Metazoa; Porifera; Demospongiae; Tetractinellida; Geodiidae
Source: the annotation of a GenBank genome assembly